AUGAGUAACUUCCAAAAGCGACAACAAAACAUCCAAAGACUAAGCGAACAAGAUUUAGAGUUUUCGAGUACGUAUGAGAGUAGUUGGCAUUAUCGAUAUAAAGAGAAUAGAGAAAUAUAUAUAGGAGGGAUAGCGCCUGAGUUGAAUGAAGGGGACAUUAUUGUUGUUUUUUCACAAUAUGGAGAAGUGAUUGAUAUCCAUAUGCCAUGGGAUAGCGAGGGGGACCGGCACAAGGGUUUCUGCCUAUUAACGUACAAGAACCCUAAGAGUUGUGUGUUAGCUGUAGAUAACUUGAAUGGGAUAGUAUUGAACGAGAAGAUGUUAAUAGUUGAUCAUUCAGAAGGGGAGGUGCAGAAACACAUCGAUGAGAAGUAUGGGAAAUACAAUGGGCGAAGACCACCAAUGUAA
This is a messenger RNA of Entamoeba invadens IP1, 408 nucleotides long. Its product is annotated as U2 snRNP component IST3, putative. Bases 1 to 408 code for a protein of 135 amino acids. Gene Ontology annotation, biological process: mRNA splicing, via spliceosome. Lineage: Eukaryota; Evosea; Mastigamoebida; Endamoebidae. Gene Ontology annotation, cellular component: U2 snRNP; precatalytic spliceosome; catalytic step 2 spliceosome. Gene Ontology annotation, molecular function: RNA binding. The transcript has a single exon. The record is from RefSeq and is a predicted model, not a curated record.